Messenger RNA from Baudoinia panamericana UAMH 10762, 816 nucleotides. RefSeq lists its product as uncharacterized. The coding region runs from base 1 to 816 and encodes 271 amino acids. Lineage: Eukaryota; Fungi; Ascomycota; Dothideomycetes; Mycosphaerellales; Teratosphaeriaceae. Gene Ontology annotation, cellular component: cytosol. The transcript has 2 exons. Gene Ontology annotation, molecular function: oxidoreductase activity. The record is from RefSeq and is a predicted model, not a curated record.
AUGACCACAGCAAUGAGCAAACGCCUCUCCGGCAAAACCAUCGUCAUCACCGGCGCCUCCUCAGGCAUAGGCCGCAGCACCGCCGUCGAGUUCGCCCGUACCUCCCCUGACAACCUCAAACUCAUCCUUACCGCGCGUCGAAUCGAUACACUAAAGCAGGUCGCCGAAGAGAUCAAGAAAGAAGUCGGCGAUGGAGUGAAAGUCCUCCCCAUCCAACUCGACGUUUCCCAACCGGAUCAAGUCCGCAACUUCAUUCCUUCCCUACCGCAGGAAUUCCAACAGAUCGACAUCCUCGUCAACAAUGCCGGGUUGGUGAAGGGAGUGGAUAAAGCAGGCGACGUCAACGAAGACGAUAUCCGGGUCAUGUGGGACACGAAUGUCCACGGACUAAUCAACAUGACGCAAGCCGCGCUCCAAUCCAUGCGCACGCGCGGCGAGAGCGGGCAAGGGGAUAUCAUCAACAUUGGCUCCAUUGCUGGCCGAGAGGGCUAUCCUGGUGGGAGCAUCUACUGCGCUUCUAAGGCUGCUGUGCGCACUUUCACGGACGCAAUCAGGAGGGAGUUGAUUGCGACGCGGAUACGGGUUAUGGAGAUUGAUCCCGGACAGGUGGAGACGGAGUUUAGUGUGGUGCGGUUUGGCGGCGAUAAGAGUAAGGCGGAUGCGGUGUAUAAGGGUGUCACGCCGUUGACGCCGGAGGAUAUUGCGGAGACGGUGGUGUUUGUGGCGGGGAGGCCGGAGAAUGUGGUCGUGGCUGAUAUGCUCGUUUUCCCGAAUCAUCAGGCCGCUGCGACAGUCAUGCAUCGGAGGUCAACGUAG